AUGGCCAAACCAAAGGUUGUUGGCCACCGAGCUAGGUUGGCUUUUGAUGGUGAAGGUCCAAGGAAGAUUUUUGAGACCUCUUUCGGGUUAAAAAGUAUGGACAAAGUGGUGGAGGCAGCGGAGCUGGUGAAGAAAGAAUGGGUCGAGGUGUAUGUAAAAACCCUACACCACAUAAAGGAUGGUUUGGCUUUGCUUCGGUGCUUACAGUUCAAGCUCGAUCUUCUUGCACCGCAGUUGCCCACCCAUGAAGAUGUGCAGUUGGCUCAAUCGAUGCUUCAGUCGUGGAAGACCCAAUGCCAGGGUUUGCGAUUGAAUUUGAGAAAUGCCAAUUUGCAAGCGAAGGAUAACAUGAGGAAAGCUGCUCAGAAAGUGAGGGAACAACUCCUUGGUGGGGGAGAAGAGUCUACGAUUAGAAGACGCAACUUGCGGACAAAAGCUGGAAUGACAUCUGCUGCAGAGAGCAUAACAGCGAGUCUUCGCCGUACUCGCCAACUAAUGGUUCAGGAGGUGGAAAGAAGUGCGAGUACGCUUACGACAUUUGAGGAAUCAACAGGAGUAUUAAGAAAGGCUGAAACUGAAUACAAGGGGCAUCGCUCACUGUUAAUGCGAACUCGAAAUCUGCUCUCCACGAUGCAACGUCAGGAUGUUAUUGAUAGGUUAGAUGGAACAAGUUGUUCCAUUUAUAUUUUAAUCUUGAUAUUAUACUUGUUCAAAACAGGCAAACAUGUAGCCCAAUAGUAGAGUGUUGGGAAUGCAACCUAGAGGUCACUUGUUCAAUUUCUAGAAACAGUCUCUCUACAUAUUAUGUGGAAGUUUGUCUGUUUACAUUCUGAGUGUUCAAG
This is a messenger RNA of Tripterygium wilfordii, 842 nucleotides long. RefSeq lists its product as uncharacterized. Gene Ontology annotation, cellular component: SNARE complex; endoplasmic reticulum. The transcript has 8 exons. Gene Ontology annotation, biological process: retrograde vesicle-mediated transport, Golgi to endoplasmic reticulum. The record is from RefSeq and is a predicted model, not a curated record. Bases 1 to 738 code for a protein of 245 amino acids. Gene Ontology annotation, molecular function: SNAP receptor activity. NCBI's taxonomy places the organism in Eukaryota, Viridiplantae, Streptophyta, Magnoliopsida, Celastrales, Celastraceae.